Molecule: messenger RNA, 1074 nt
Organism: Emiliania huxleyi CCMP1516
Lineage: Eukaryota; Haptophyta; Isochrysidales; Noelaerhabdaceae
Exons: 6
Coding region: 1-1074 (357 amino acids)
Source: RefSeq, a predicted model, not a curated record
AUGGUCUGGUACCUCGGGCGAGCUGGCGCGUGUGUAGACCGCAUCGGCGGCCCUGGGAAGUACGACUCCGCGUCGACGUCCAACAGCCUCUCCUACGCAGAUAAUCACGCCACUUGCCGCCAGUCCUGCGACGUCGGCGCUUUCUGCGUCGGCUACAGCUUUUACGCUCCGCUCGUCGGAGGUCAGGUCGUGUGCAAGACCUAUAAGGCGCCAGCACCGGAGGACGCGAUUGCGGGCGCAACGCCCUCGAGCGGCACGACGUGCUACGAAAAAAUAUAUUCACCGGCGCCCCGAGGCUGGGUCCUUCCCUUCCUCUUUGGCGGCAUAUUGUACCUCAACGGUCGGUGUUGGCACUGGGGGCCGCCGCCGACGCCGCCGCCUCUCUCGCCUCCACCAACGCCGCCGACGCCGCCGCCGACGCCGCCGCCGACGCCGCCGCCUUCGCCUCCCGCGGCCCCGCCCUCGCCUCCGACCCCGCCGCCUCCGACGCCGCCACCGAAGCCGCCGCCGCUGCCGCCUCUCUCGCCUCCCGCGGCCCCGCCCUCGCCAGCGACCCCGCCGCCUCCGACCCCGCCGCCGCCGACGCCGCCGCCGCCGCCGCUCGCCCCACCCCCACCCUUCUACGCCGACUUCGUCGAGAAGCUCGGCGGGACGGUGCGGACGGGGUACGAGACCGUGGCGCCCGUCGUCAAGGAGCUGGAGAAGGAGCUGGGCGUCCCUGAGCGGUCGCUGGAGUUGGCGCUGGGAGUAGCCGGGUUGCUCUUCCUGGCGCUCUGCUUCUCCCGCUGCUGCUGCUGCCGGCGGCGCGAGCCGCCUCACAAGCGGCUCGUGGAGUCCGACGAGGAGGAGGCGGGGGGCGGCAAGCCGAGUCCGCGGCGGCCGAAGCGCCGCUCAGAUGCCAUGCCGUUCUUGCCCUCAAACCGCCGCAGAACUGGCGGAGCAGCGGAGCUGGAGCUGGCGGAGCAGGUGGCGGAGCUGGAGCGCCGGCGCCUCUCCGUGAGCAAGGUUUUAAGGCCGGAAGUAGCAUCACUCGUUCAGGUGGCGCGGGCCGCGAGGUCUGAGCGGGAGUCGUGA